CUGGGGUAUAGACAGGCAGUACGAACGCAGAGCACGAUGGGUUUAUGUUAGGAGAUUAGGGCGCCGCGAAGGGGGGGAAGCAUAUGCCUUUGUCAUCUGCUGUCAUUUUGUUCGCUUGCCUGUCACUCGCCAAGCACCCUGCGACUGUGUGCUGCCUGGACGAUUUCAUUUCAUAGUCGAGCACUGUUGUGACAAACGCGGUUUUACAUCACCGUGUGGCGCUGGGUGAUAGCGGACCCGUGAUUCUCUCUCUCGCUCCUUUUUUUCCCCCAUUCUGUGUUCGUGCGCGCGGACGAGGUGGGAUUGUUACACAUAACAAAAGAUAGCCACCCUCGGUGAGAAAACGGAGAACGUGCGUGCAUACAGCUGGCUGAUUGCUCACUUGGCCAUUAUAGCGAGAUAAUCCAUCCAUCGGGUGAAUUUAGGAUUCUGGGUUCGGACCGAUCUCUUGUUGCAUGGUGGUUCGGGCUCCCGACGAGGGUCAACAAAUGCAGAAAGGGGAGAAAAGUUUCGGUAUACAAAUGCUCUCCGUCCAGCCGGACACCAAGCCAAAGGGCUGUGCCGGCUGCAACCGGAAGAUUAAGGACCGAUAUCUGCUCAAGGCCCUGGAUAAAUACUGGCACGAGGACUGUCUCAAGUGUGCCUGUUGUGACUGCAGGCUGGGAGAGGUGGGCUCCACGCUCUAUACCAAAGCCAACCUCAUCCUCUGUCGGAGAGAUUACCUACGGUAA
This is a messenger RNA of Oncorhynchus keta (chum salmon), 731 nucleotides long. RefSeq names its product LIM domain only protein 3-like. The record is from RefSeq and is a predicted model, not a curated record. The coding region runs from base 456 to 731 and encodes 91 amino acids. Gene Ontology annotation, cellular component: nucleus. Gene Ontology annotation, biological process: positive regulation of transcription by RNA polymerase II. Lineage: Eukaryota; Metazoa; Chordata; Actinopteri; Salmoniformes; Salmonidae. Gene Ontology annotation, molecular function: transcription coactivator activity; DNA-binding transcription factor binding. The transcript is spliced from 2 exons.